Messenger RNA from Pseudonaja textilis, 7139 nucleotides. The record is from RefSeq and is a predicted model, not a curated record. Lineage: Eukaryota; Metazoa; Chordata; Lepidosauria; Squamata; Elapidae.
UCAUUAGUUUCCUGAGUUUUUUAAACUUAGCAUUUAAAAUAGAAUAAAUUAAAGAAUUUCAUGGUCUUUUUAACAGUUGUUGAAAUGGUGUUUAAAGUGUUGGGAGACCUAUGUUCAAGUCUACACUCAAUCAGAAAAGCUCACUGAUUCACUUCGAGACAGCCUCCACUUCUCAGAUUACAGGGUUAUUAUGGUAAAAUACAGAGUGAAGGCAGGAUAGAAAUCUAACAAAAAAUAAAAAUAAGUCAGUUUCAGCCAUAUAUAUCUUCUUUAAAAAUGAGAGUAGAAUGGACAUGGAUAAUUUUUGCUAAGCAUGAUUAGUUAAUGAAAAGUAUAAUUUCAUUAAAAUACUUUGUCUUUGUUUGUAGAUGGUGUUCUAGCACUGAAUGUAGAAUAAUACUUAUCUCUGGCAAAUUUCAGACUUCUGUAAGUGUGAAUCUUUUGGUCUUUUUCAAAAGACACACUGUUUUGGCGCCACAUGAGGGAUCAUGAGCAAAAUGACAAGCCUCAUCAGUGUGACCAAUGUCCAAUGUCAUUUAAUGUUGAGUUCAAUCUUACAUUGCACAAAUGUACUCACAAUGGGCAAGAUCCUAUGUGCCCUGUUUGCAACAAAAAAUUCUCAAGAGUGGCUAGUCUUAAAGCUCAUAUUAUGCUUCAUGAAAAAGAAGAGAAUCUCAUCUGUUCAGAAUGUGGAGAUGAGUUCACUUUGCAGAGCCAGUUGGCCCUUCAUAUGGAAGAACAUCGCCAAGAGCUGUCUGGAAGCAAAACCCAUAUCUGUAAAACCUGUAAGAAAGAGGUUGAAACUGCUUCCCAACUAAAGGAACAUAUGAAAACUCACUAUAAAAUAAGGGUAUCAAAUACCAGGUCAUAUAAUAGAAAUAUUGACCGGAGUGGGUUUACAUAUUCAUGUCCACAUUGUGGAAAGACUUUCCAGAAACCAAGUCAGUUAACACGACAUGUUCGAAUACACACAGGUGAAAGGCCAUUUAAGUGUAGUGAAUGUGGAAAGGCUUUUAAUCAGAAAGGUGCAUUGCAAACCCAUAUGAUCAAACACACUGGUGAAAAACCGCAUCCUUGUGCCUUUUGCCCUGCAGCCUUUUCUCAGAAAGGCAACCUUCAAUCACACAUUCAAAGAGUACACUCAGAGGUAAAGAAUGGCCCUAUGUAUAACUGUACAGAUUGUAGUUGUAUUUUCAAAAGCUUAGGCAGCUUAAAUACUCAUAUCAGCAAGAUGCAUAUGAGCGCCACACAAAACACAACAAAUUCUGCUACAGAAGCAGCUCAUAUUACAACGGAUUCGGUGGCUCAGCCAUUGACGUUAACAACAGUUAAUUUACUGCAGCCUAUGGACAAUAAAUGGAAAAAUACAGAAAAUCCAAUAACUCCAGCUGUAGGACAUCAAGGUCAGCAAUCAGUAACUGAUGUCAUUCAACAACUCCUUGAGUUGUCAGAGCCAGUGGAAAACAAUCCAUCCCAGCCAUCUAGUCAGCAACUCAGUAUGGCUGUGGGAAUCAACAGAGAUAUUUUGCAGCAAGCCUUGGAAAAUAGUGGGCUAUCCUCAAUACCAGUUUCAGCAAACACUGACUGCAGUGAAACGAAGACUCCUCCAAGUCCAGAAGAAGCUGCAGAUGCUCAGAAUCUCUCCGGUCCUCAAGUCAACUCCAACAAUACGGAACAAGUUAAAGAGCGAGACAACCCAGAGAAAGUAGACAAAAAAGAAAAAAGGGUUCUGAAGAAAAAAUCCCCAUUUUUACCUGGUUCCAUACGUGAGGAGAACGGAAUACGAUGGCAUAUUUGCCCGUACUGCUCUAAGGAAUUUAAAAAACCCAGUGAUCUUGUACGGCAUAUACGCAUUCACACUCAUGAAAAGCCAUUCAAAUGUCCACAGUGUUUCCGGGCCUUUGCUGUGAAGAGUACUCUCACAGCACAUAUAAAAACGCACACGGGCAUUAAGGCUUUUAAGUGUCAGUACUGUAUGAAGUGCUUUUCUACCUCAGGAAGUUUGAAAGUACAUAUUCGCUUGCAUACAGGUAUUAGACCCUUUGCUUGUCCACACUGUGACAAAAAGUUUCGAACUUCAGGUCACAGAUCACACACUGGUGAAAAACCAUUCAAAUGUUCUCAGUGUGGAAGAGGCUUUGUAUCAGCCGGAGUGCUAAAAGCGCAUAUUCGAACCCACACUGGAUUAAAAGCAUUCAAGUGUCUUAUAUGCAAUGGAGCUUUCACCACUGGAGGCAGUCUGCGGAGGCACAUGGGCAUCCACAAUGACCUUCGGCCCUAUAUGUGUCCCUAUUGUCAGAAAACAUUCAAAACCUCAUUAAAUUGCAAAAAACAUAUGAAAACGCACAGGUAUGAGCUUGCCCAGCAGCUUCAGCAACAUCAGCAAGCUGCUUCCAUUGAUGACACAGCUGUAGAUCAGCAGAAUAUACAUGUUUCUACUCAAAUGCAAGUGGAAAUUGAAAGUGAAGAGUUGCAGCAAACUGAAGCUGUUGCAACAGAUCAGGAAGCUAUUUUAGAUUUAGAACAGCAGCAGGUUGUUGACACUGAAGAAGCUGAACUCAGACCACAAUUGACUGAUCAAUCAUUAGGUCAAGAGGAAGAUAGAUUUGUGACAUCCCAGCAUGCACUGCAAGAAAAUAUAAACCAGUUUGAGCAGGAAACUAUAGUACAGCAAUCAUUUGAUCAGCAAGGAUUAUCACAAGGUUUUACAGUUAAUGAUGGCUACAGUCAACCAAGUCAGUUUCCAGCAGUACAGCAGCUUCAGGAUUCAAGCACUCUUGAAUCUCAGGCUCUUUCAACAAGCUACCAUCAACCAAGUCUACUUCAGGUUCCUGCCCCCGACACUAUCAAUGUAGCUACCCGGUUAGUUCAAGAUCAGUCAUCAGACCUUGAGAUGCAUGCGCAGCGUUCCCAGUUUCUGGAAGAUAACGAUGAUCAAAGCAAAAGAUCUUACAGGUGUGAGUAUUGCAAUAAGGGGUUCAAGAAAUCUAGCCACUUGAAGCAGCACGUCCGUUCACACACUGGGGAGAAGCCUUAUAAGUGCCAACUGUGCGGCCGGGGAUUUGUCUCUUCCGGAGUUCUUAAAUCUCAUGAGAAAACACAUACAGGAGUUAAAGCAUUCAGUUGCAGUAUUUGUAAUACUUCCUUCACCACUAAUGGAAGCCUUACGAGACAUAUGACAACUCAUAUGAGUAUGAAGCCCUACAAGUGCCCAUUUUGUGAUGAAAGCUUCAGAACCACAGUUCACUGCAAAAAACAUAUGAAAAAGCAUCAAACAGUAUCUUCAACAGCAGCAACAGGUGGAGAGGUAGCAGGAGGGGACGAAGAAGAGGCAACAUCUGAAAAGACAAGCUCUCGAAAAUCUAGGCCGGGUGUUAUCACAUUCACUGAGGAGGAAACAGCUGAACUUGCAAAAAUUAGACCUCAGGAAAGUGCCACUGUCUCUGAAAAAGUUCUCGUCCAGUCUGCAGCCGAAAAGGACAGGAUUAGUGAAAUCAAAGACAAGCAAGCGGAAAUGGAGGCUGAGCCAAAAUAUGCCAAUUGUUGUACUUACUGCCCAAAAAGCUUUAAAAAACCAAGUGACUUAGUUAGGCACGUACGUAUCCAUACGGGAGAAAAACCUUACAAAUGUGAUGAAUGUGGAAAAAGUUUUACUGUAAAGUCGACUUUGGACUGUCAUGUAAAAACACACACAGGUCAGAAACUUUUCAGCUGCCACGUAUGUAGUAAUUCAUUUUCUACAAAAGGAAGUUUGAAAGUUCAUAUGCGUCUACAUACUGGAGCAAAGCCUUUUAAGUGUCCACAUUGUGAGUUAAGGUUUCGGACUUCAGGUCGCAGGAAGACUCAUAUACAGUGCCAUUUUAAAUCAGAGGCCAAAAAAGCCAGGAAAGCUGGCUCUCGUGCUCCAGCCAAAGGCCUACAGCCAGUCAGUCUUCUGAAUUCAUCCACAAAUGAUCCUAAUGUUUUCAUCAUGAAUAACUCUGUGCUGACAGGCCAGUUUGACCAAAAUUUGCUCCAGCAAAGUAUCGUUGGCCAGGCUAUCCUUCCUGCUUCUAUGUCAGCUGGAGGUGAUUUAACUCUAUCCUUGACAGAUGGUAGUUUGGCCACCCUUGAAGGAAUACAGUUGCAACUUGCUGCCAACUUGGUUGGACAGAAUGUUCAAAUUUCUGGAAUAGAUCCUAGUAGCAUUAACAACAUUACUUUACAGAUUGACCCCAGUCUUUUGCAACAGACUCUUCAGCAGGGUAAUAUAUUGACCCAGCAGCUAACGGGAGAUCCCAGUUUGGCAUCUCAGAACUCCUCCCUACAGACAGCAGAAAGUACAGUGUCAGCAGCAAAUGUGGUAAUACAGCCUUUGUCAAGCUUGUCCUUACAGCCCAAUGUUACUUCUUCAGCAAAUAUGGCACUGGCUGAGCAAGAAUCUGUAUUGGCUACAACUACUUCAGGUUCACAGGAUCUCUCUCAAGUUAUGACUUCACAGGGAAUGGUAUCAACUGCCAAUGGUCAACAUGAGAUUACGCUGACAAUAAAUAGUUCUGCUCUGAGUCAUGUUUUAACUCAUGCUUCUAGUUCAACCACUACCAAUUCAUCAGGAACCCCUCAAGAGAUCACCCUUACUAUAUCUGGCCAAGAUCUUAUCCAACACAUUUCCUCUGGCAACAAUGAGCUGAAUGGGAACCUACGAUUGGCAACACCUAAUAUCACUAAUCAAUCACCUUCUACCACGCUAACUAUAAAUAAUGAUCAAUUACUGUCUCAGAACCCAACGUUGAAUAGUUCUUCAGAACUCAAUGCUUCAAGCGGAAACCUUCCAACGACACCACCCUUGUCUCAGGCAGCUCAGAACCUAGUAAUGUCAUCCCCGGGUGUAGGAGGAGAUGGAAGUGUUACGUUGACCCUGGCUGAUACUCAGAGUAUGUUAUCUGCUGGUCUUGAUGCAGUGACACUUAAUAUCACUUCACAGGGUCAACAGUUUCCUGCUUUACUCACAGAUUCUACUCUCUCUGGCCAGACCAAUUCAAGUUCCCAGCAGGUCAUCCUAGUCAGCCAUGCUCCACAUUCAGUACCUGCAAACCAUGAUGAAUUAACUUACCAGGUGAGUGAGGUUUCUCCACCUCUGUCAAAAGGUAUUCAAGUUGAAAAAGAGUCCCGCAUGCAUCAUUGUUUUGAGUGUAGUCAAACGUUUUCUUCAAUCACUGUACUAAUGCAGCAUAGCAAGGAAGUUCAUGGAAAGGAAAGAAUCCACGUCUGUCAUAUUUGCAGUAAAGCUUUCAAACGAGCCACGCAUCUGAAGGAGCAUAUGCAAACACAUCAGGCUGGACCAUCACCGAGUUCCCAAAAGCCAAGAGUAUUUAAAUGUGAUACUUGUGAAAAAGCCUUUGCUAAACCAAGCCAAUUGGAAAGACAUAGUCGCAUCCAUACAGGUGAGCGGCCCUUUCAAUGUACCUUGUGUGAGAAAGCUUUUAACCAGAAGAGUGCACUGCAAGUUCAUAUGAAAAAACAUACAGGGGAAAGGCCGUACAAAUGCGAUUAUUGUACAAUGGGCUUCACCCAGAAAAGCAACAUGAAGCUUCAUAUGAAACGGGCUCACGGUGCAAUGCAAGAAUCGACCAGUCAUCAAGGACAGGAAGGCGAAGACAUUAAUCGUGCCCUGAAUUUGGAAGAAGUUGUUCAAGAAUCUUCAAAUGAAUGGCAGAGCAUAACCAAUAUUUUUUGAUGACUAUAAGAUGAAAGCUGCGAACGCUUUCAGGACUAGAUUUUUCCCCCUUUUUCUAAAAAUAGUCAUCUGUGGAUUUUUACUAUUAAAGCGCAUUGCAAAUAAUAAGGAUGAUAUAGCUUUUUAAAUAUUAUGAAACACCGAAUAAAUUACCUGUCUUUUGUAAACAUAUAGAAUAUUUAAGAAACAUCAGACAAACUUUGCUGUAUUGUCUACAAUCAGUGAUCUCAGGUAGAUGGAACUUGUUUAUCUUUUCAUUCCACCAUAAGUGUAUUCUCUAAAAUGGAAAUACACCCAGACCUUGAAAUCAGUGAAAUAGGCCUUCUUGGAUGUUCUGUCAAUCAUGAGGAAUGUCUUGAGUAUUUGAAACAAAAUCAUAUGGGUGCCGUAGAUGAUGCAUGCUCCAGUGCAGAUGGUACAUGAUCUAAGGCUGUUUUAGACCUUUAAUUGGUGUUGGCAGAUAUGCCAGGAUGAUAGCUUGUAUUCAUUUCAUUUGAUGAGUGCUAUUAUUUCUUCCCUUUAAACUCAGCAAUAAUUCAAAGGAACAACAACUGCGAUUCCAUGAAGUAAAUGAUGAACGCAUAUAUUUUCAUGUGGAUCUUUCAGCAGAGAAACUUUUGCUGAGUAACUAUAAAAAAUAAGCCAUAUAUUCAAGAUGGUAGGACUUAUAAGAACAGUAUAUUCCUUAAGAAGAUCAAAUUAGCUGCAGAUUAAGUUACAGCACAGUCAUUCUGAAAGAUAACUUCGGAUUAGAAGUCCUUGUUAAUAUUGUCAUCAAUUUGUCUUGAAGGUUAUAAAAUUUUUAAAGACUACCUAGGCUUUUUCAGUAUUACUCUGAAAGGUUCCAUUCAUUCGAAAGAGGUAUAAUCAUAUCAAAAAGACCCACAUUGGAAAUAAAGCAUAAGUUCUGUUUUAGACAUUCCAAAGACAGAAGAAUCUUGCUUAAUUUUACGUUGAGAUUUUAAAAUUUCUUUAUAUGUUAUAUAUAUGUAUGUGUGUAUAUAUACAGAUAUUUAAGCCUCUGUGUGGCUGAUGAGUAUAUUUUGUAAAUAAUUCCUGUUUCAAGAAGUGUUCAUAAAGUUUUCUACUUUAGAUGAACAUUUCAAAAUCAGUAUUGAUUCAUUUUAAUGCAAUGUAGACAUGUUAUAUCUUUAUGAAAAUAUUAUUGCUUUUAAUUUGUUUCUCAGUUCCAGAAAAAAAAACUAUCUGUACAUAUAAUUUAUAUUUUGUGUAUUAUAAGACUAGUACUUUCUAUUUCCAAAAAAAAGGAAAAAUCACUGUUUUUGAUAGGACAUCUCAUAAUUCUUUUGUUAACUCUGGACAUAUGUAUAUAAGUAAUAUAGCUGGUGACUUGAAAAUAACACUUUUGUUAUGUGGAAAUAUUUAAGUCAAACAUGUUGAAUAAUAUUAAUUUUUUUCCAAA